CCGAGCGGCAAGAAAGAAGAAGAAGAAAAACAAAAAAAACGUCACGCAACUCACACACGACCUGACUGCGAUUGUAGCGUGGUUUGUUGUUCUCGCACAGGCACACACACUGGCUUUUUUUAUUUUGGGGGUUGCCUGAAUGGGUGGUAAGAAGAAGAAAUCCACGCCGCCGGCGAUCGCCGCCGCCGCCGCCGCGGGACCGGCGGGAGCUGCGGCGGCAUCAGGCCGUGCUUGUGCUCCCUCAGCCGCGAACGGUGUGGCGGACGAACCGAAGAAGCAACCGGGGAGCAGCAAGCUGAGUAAAGUAGCUAAAGACAACAAGCCUAAAGCUCCGAAGACCUACAGUCUGGCCAACACGACCCAGGUGGACACAGGCGGCGUGUCUGACAAAUCCAUCCUGAAGGUUUCCAUCCAAGCCGACCUGGAGAAGAAGAUCAUAAAGGUGAUCAAUGACUUCCGGCAGGAGAUCGGCGAUAAAGGGCCCGUGUCGGGAAGACUCACCAACAAGAAACUUUUGGAUCUGUACACGGCCCUGCAGAAGUUCAACUUCAAGCGGGAGCACAUCGAGGAGGCCAUGAAGAGCAGCGUGCUCUACGGCGGCGAUCUUCACUCUGCCCUCGACUGGCUCUGCCUGAACCUUCGAGAUGAGGAGCUGCCUGAAGGUUUCAGCCAGCAGAUGCAGGAGGAGAGCCAGAGGAGCAGGCCCAAGUUCCAGCCUCUUGUCCGGCCUCGACCCACGAGCCCCGAGCCACCCAAAGUGCCCACUUUCAAAGACACCAGCAAGGCGUCCGUAAAGGAUGAUGACGCGCGCAUGAAGGACUGGAUCUUAAGGUACGCUGAGCAGAGCAGCGGUGAAGAGGAGGAUGAGGAGGAAGAAGGAAAGAAAACGUCGCAACGCAACCCGGAAUUGGAGGAAAAGUUUGAUCCAAACGACAGGUAUUUGAUCCUGACAGCUCAACUUUACGACGCCAAAGAAAUGGCGAUGGCGGCCAAAACCAAAGGAGACAAGUCGGCUCAGCGGAUGGCACAAGACAGAAUACGCGUCAUACAGCAAGAAAUGAAGCCACUAGAGUCACACCCAAUCUUCAAUCCGGCCAUUAAAGUGGUGGAGGCACACCAAAAGGAGAAGCCGCCAUCUGUCAACGAGGACAAAGAAGAAAUCGGCUUCAACUUGUUUGAAAGGACGGAAAAAGAAGCCCCGACAGAGAAAGUCAUGCAGCAGAAGAAGAAGAACGAGCCAAAGGACAUUCGAAACUUUGACUACACGGCGCGCAGUUGGACAGGAAAAUCCCCUAAACAGUUCCUCAUAGACUGGGUGCGUAAAAACCUUCCCAAGAGUCCGCCGCCGGCUUUCCACAAGGUGGCUGCGGGCAGAUACUGGAGGUGCAAGGUGCGCGUUCAGAGGACGGACGACGUCUUGGAAGUUUGUCCGACCAUCCUGACCGAGGACGGCAUGCAGGCUCAGCAUCUGGGAGCCACCCUGGCACUCUACAACCUGGUGAAAGGACAGUCAGUGCACCAGCUCCUCCCGUCAACCUACCGGGACGUUUGGCUCGAGUGGCGGGACGGCGAGCAGCAGCACCAGGAAGAGACGCGCAGCGCCGUCAACAAGCCCCGAGACCAGUUCAUCGCUCGACUCCUGACCCGCCUCAAGCAGCAACAGCACCACCACGGGCCGGACUCCCAAUCCGACGGACCGACGCGGCUUGACGCCGCGGAGGAGGAGGAAGCGGAGGACUCCUGGGAGAACCUGGCCGCCCUUGAUAUUGUGGAGAAAGGAGGAGGGGCUGUGGAGGUCAAGAUGGAGGGACGAGGAGGCGAGAGGGAGCAGGAAGGAGCUCUGCGCAUGUCCAGAGAACUCCUCAAGAAGCUCAGGACGUCCCCUCUGGCUCAGAGACUCCUGGCGGAACGAGAGCAGCUGCCCGUCUUCCAGCACCGGCAGCACGUCCUGGAGGCCCUGCGGCGCCACCGCGUGGUGGUGGUGGCCGGCGAGACGGGCAGCGGCAAGAGCACGCAGAUCCCACAGUUCCUCCUGGACGAGCUGCUGCUCGGAGGCGAGGCGGCCCGAGCCUGCGACAUCGUCGUCACGCAGCCCCGACGGAUCUCCGCCAUGAGUCUGGCCUGCAGAGUCAGCCAGGAGCUCGGCUGCCAGGAUGGGCCGGGCUCAAAGUCCUCGCUGUGCGGCUACCAGAUCAGGAUGGAGAACCAGUCGGGCGAGUGGACUCGCUUGUUGUACUGCACCACCGGAGUUCUGCUCCGGAAGCUCCAGCAUGACCGACACCUCAGCGCCCUGACGCACAUCAUUGUGGACGAGGUGCACGAGCGCAGCGUCCAGUCGGACUUCCUGCUCACCAUCCUGAAGGAGGUGGUCUCCAGGCGGGCAGACCUGCAGCUGAUCCUUAUGAGCGCCACCGCCGACUGCCACAAGUUCUCAAACUACUUCAACCGCUGCCCCGUGCUCAGCAUCCCUGGACGGACCUUCCCGGUGGAGGUGUUCCAUCUAGAGGACAUCGUGGAGGAGACUGGCUACGUCCUGGAGAAGGAUUCAGAAUACUGCCAGAAAGUCCUGGAAGACGAAGAGGAAGUGAGCGUCUCCAUCACGCAAAAAGGCGGAAAGACGUUACAGCACCAGGAGGUGAUCGUGAGGGACUCGUCGGCAGGCUGGGAUUUAGGUCCCGACCUGGACCACUUCAGCAGCAGGACUCGCCAGGUGCUGCAGUACAUGAACCCCAACAAGAUCAACAUGGACCUGCUGGUGGAGCUCAUCAGCUACCUCGAUAAAGCUCGGCAAUUCACAGCAGUGGAUGGUGCUGUUUUGGUGUUUCUACCCGGUCUGGCUCACAUCCAGCAGCUGUUUGACCUGCUGUCGUCAGACAAGCGCUUCAAGGAUAAACACAGGUACAGGAUCGUCGCUUUGCACUCCAUGCUGUCGUCGAAGGAGCAGGCUGCGGCCUUCACGGUGCCCACGGCUGGGGUCAGGAAGAUUGUGCUGUCCACCAACAUCGCGGAGACGGGUGUGACCAUUCCUGACGUUGUGUUUGUCAUCGACACGGGCAAAACCAAGGAGAACAAGUAUCAUGAAAGCAGCCAGAUGAGCUCCCUGGUGGAGACAUUUGUGUCCAAAGCCAGCGCUCUUCAGAGGCAAGGCAGAGCGGGACGCGUCCGUAACGGCUUCUGCUUCAGACUCUACCCAAAGUACAGAUUUGAUGCGUUUAUGGACUACUCCAUUCCAGAGAUACUUCGCGUGCCUCUGGAGGAGCUCUGUCUUCACAUUAUGAAAUGCGAGUACGGCUCCCCGGAGGAGUUCCUGAGCGGCGCACUGGACCCCCCGCAGCCUCAGUCUGUGAUGAACGCCGUCAACCUGCUGCGGAAGAUCGGCGCUUGUCAGCCCGGCCACCACCUGCUCACCCCGCUGGGCCAACACCUGGCCAACCUGCCCGUCAAUGUCAAAAUCGGCAAGAUGCUCAUCUACGGCGCCAUCCUUGGCUGCCUGGAACCAAUCGCGACCAUCGCGGCGGCCAUCACGGAGAAGUCUCCCUUCUCCACGCCUAUGAACAGGAAGGAGGAAGCCAAUCUGGCCAAAGCUGCGCUCGCAUUGGCCAACUCUGACCACAUGACCAUCUACAACGCAUAUCUCGGCUGGAAAAAUUCCCAAAAGGAAGGACAGAAAGCAGAAAUGUCCUUUUGCCGGAAACACUUCCUGAACCGCGCAGCACUUGCCACUAUUGAGGACGUGAAGCAGGAGCUGAUGAAGAUGAUGGAGCAGGCGGGCUUCUGCUCGUCGAGCGCGCCCCGGCCCCCCGCAGCGUCCAAGCCGCCGGUGUCGCUCCUGGGGGCGGCGCUGACGGCGGGCCUAUACGACAGCGUGGCGCGCAUGCUGUGCGUCGCCUCGGUGGACGCGCUGGAGCGAGUGGCGUGUUCUGCGGAGACGCCGCAGGGCCGAGCGCAGGUGCACCCGUCGUCCGUCAACCGCAACCUGCAGGCGCACGGCUGGCUGCUCUACCAAGAGAAGGUGAAAUACACUAAGAUCUACCUGCGAGACACCACUCUCAUAUCUCCCUUCCCCAUGCUGCUCUUUGGAGGCGACAUCGACAUUCAGCACAGGGAACGCCUCAUCACGCUGGACGGAUGGAUGCACUUCCAGGCUCCCGUGCGCAUCGGCGUGAUCUUCAAACACUUGAGGAAGCUGCUAGACUCGUUGCUGGAGAAGAAGCUGGAGAACCCGCGCAUGAAUUUAGAAGGUGAGAGGACCAUUCAAAUCAUCUUGGAGCUGAUCAAGUCGGAGCACUCUGCAUGAUGUGUGCAAAUGACAAAAUGGGGGACACUAUAAUGAAGAACUGAUGGUCACUAAGGAUUUUCAAUUAUGGUAGUAAUCCUCUUAUGAAAAUCUCCAUCAGGAGAGGAAUUGUCUUUGCCUAACACUGUCGCAAUAAAGUAUUUUUUAUUCCAAUGGCUUUCCAGGGCCAUAAUAAUUUCAUUUUAAAAAAAUAUGAAUUAUUGAAACACAAAUUAGAUUUUUUUUAUAUAUAUAUAUGAUUGUAUUGAUUAUAAUUUUAAAAAUCUACAAUAAUUAAUUGUGUUCGUUAUAAUAUUACAUUUGGAUUUAAAAUUACAUUUUGAUUGUAAAUAUAAAAUUACAAUAAAAAUGUAACAAUAAACAAAAUUAUUAUAUAUUUUCUAAAUUAUAAUCCCAGGGCCAUACAAAAUUAAUUAAAAUAAUUGGAUUUAAAAAAAACAAUUUUAAAAUUUGUAUUUACUACAAUUAAAAUGCAUUAUAAUUUUAAAAAAAAUACUGAGUCCGUGGUUCCAUCAAAAAAACAUCACUGCUCCAUUAUGGUUGUGAUUUCUUCUUAUUAUUAUUAUUAUUAUUAAUAUUAAUUUUGGGGGGCUUUGCAUUUGUUUUUAUAAUUGCAUGGCAGCCAUUUUGACUGAUUGACAUACACUAAAUGUGCAAAAGUAUUUGGGCAUCAGGUCAUCACAUCUUUAGGAAGUAGCUACAGUGGAUAUAAAAGGUCUACACACCCCUGUUAAAAAUGUUUAUGUUUUUGUGAUAUAUAAAAAUGAGACCAUGAUGAAUCAAUUAAAAACUGUUUCCAGCAUUUAUGUGACCUAUAACCUGUACAACUCAAAUAACUUUUUUUUUUUUUUUUUUUAAAUCUCGAAACAGGGGUAAUGUGGUUGCAAAAUGUGUACACCUUUUUGUACUGCGGUCUGGCUGUGCUCAGAAUGAACUAAUCACAUUCAAACUCAUGACAAAUGGGAGUCAGUGCACACUUGCUACCAUUUAAAGUGCAUUUGAUUAAAAAAAAAGAAAUAAUUAUGAUGAAAGCGGCCUUGGCGGAGGUAAUAGGUGGAUAGGCCCCCUGAUGACAGCUGAGGGCAGCAGAGGCGGAACCCACUGUCCACUGUAGAAAUUCUCAUAUAAGAUGGCAGCUGUCAUACACAAACAUCUUUUUUUUUAAUGCAUUUCAUUUUUUCAUUUAAAUUUCAUUUAAAUAUUACAAUUCUGAUUAUUUUAAAUGUGCAGUUUAAUAAGCAGUAAUAGAGUGUUGGAAGUGUCCAGGAGGGAACAACAAAUGCCAUGCUAAUUUUACAAUAAUACAUAUUUUAGCAUUUUGUAUCGUCAGAUUUUUUUAAAUUUGAUAUAUAUAUAUAUAUUAGUUUGAUAAUUUAUGCAUUUGACACCAUAUUUUAAUAUUAUUUGUGUAUUUUAAUCAAUAUUAAAUUAGGAUUUUAAUAAUGACUUUAAUGCUAAUGCCGAGUUUGGCGUUGCUCAUACCAAGUGACUAAAUAUUCCACGUCCUCCUGGACGUCACACUUCUCCAGAGACUUCCUCACUUCUUCGUUCAUCGGCAACACACACAUACAUGCUGCUAAAUAUUGAAUAAUUAAAUCAUUGAUGCUGGCUGACCUCACCUAAGUUGACACACUGCUGGGAGAGUAAGUUGAGGUGAGUCCAUAUGGUGUUUCUGUGGCCUGCUUCUCAAAGACCUGUCGAGGACACUUUUGAGGUUUUUUUCUUUCUUGAAGAGGUCACGAUGAUGGUUGAGACCCUCUCACUCUCACCUCGUAGGCCUUGAUGUGUGCCCUCGGCCAGUCGCCUCUGAGCUUGGCCAGCGAUGUCACGCUCCG
Phycodurus eques (leafy seadragon) is the source of this 6132-nucleotide messenger RNA. RefSeq names its product DEAH (Asp-Glu-Ala-His) box polypeptide 29 (gene dhx29). Lineage: Eukaryota; Metazoa; Chordata; Actinopteri; Syngnathiformes; Syngnathidae. Gene Ontology annotation, cellular component: intracellular anatomical structure. Gene Ontology annotation, molecular function: RNA helicase activity; RNA binding; ATP binding. Bases 140 to 4297 code for a protein of 1385 amino acids. Gene Ontology annotation, biological process: translational initiation. The record is from RefSeq and is a predicted model, not a curated record. The transcript has 28 exons.